This is a messenger RNA of Penicillium soppii, 774 nucleotides long. RefSeq names its product putative Phosphoserine phosphatase. Gene Ontology annotation, molecular function: phosphatase activity. The record is from RefSeq and is a predicted model, not a curated record. The coding region runs from base 1 to 774 and encodes 257 amino acids. Lineage: Eukaryota; Fungi; Ascomycota; Eurotiomycetes; Eurotiales; Aspergillaceae. The transcript has 6 exons.
AUGGGAUCCAACAGCCUCCCGUACAUGGAGACGAAGCCCAAGCUUAUCUUCUUCACUGACUUUGAUGGGACAAUUACUGUUGAUGACAGCAAUGACUUCAUGAUUGACAACCUUGGCUUCGGCAAAGCCAAUCGCAUGGUGUUGAACGACCAGGUCCUGAACGAGACCCUGAGUUUCCGUGAUGCCUUCCGCGAGAUGCUUUCAAGCAUCAAGACCCCAUACGACGAGUGUAUUCAAAUAUUGCUGAAGAACAUGAAGCUGGACCCAUACUUCGAGGAAUUCUACUACUGGGCCAAGGACAACAACGUGCCCAUUGUCAUUUUGUCGUCUGGCAUGCACCCCAUCAUCAGCGCUUUGUUGGAGAAGUUCCUUGGCCACAAGCCGGCCAACCAUCUCACUAUUAUUGCCAACCAGCCUACGAGCCGGGAUGGUAAGGAUAUAAACAGCGAAGGUGGCUGGCAGAUCAAGUACCACGAUGACAGCCACUUCGGCCAUGACAAGUCCUUGGAAAUCAAGCCAUACGCAGCGCUGCCGGAUGAAGAGCGCCCCAUUCUCCUUUAUGCAGGUGAUGGUGUCUCCGAUUUGUCUGCCGCUGCUGAGACCGACCUUCUUUUCGCGAAGCAGGGCAAAGAUCUGGUGACAUACUGCCAACGCAGAGGUAUGCCCUACACCACUUUUGAGAAUUGGUCCACAAUCCUCUCGACUACCAAAGACAUUUUGAGCGGUAAGGUAACGGCUGGUGAUGUGGCUGCCAAGGCUUCUCUCGGCCCGUAG